Strongylocentrotus purpuratus (purple sea urchin) is the source of this 1794-nucleotide messenger RNA. RefSeq lists its product as uncharacterized. The record is from RefSeq and is a predicted model, not a curated record. Lineage: Eukaryota; Metazoa; Echinodermata; Echinoidea; Camarodonta; Strongylocentrotidae.
UAUGAAGCCUGGCGCGACAUUUGUUUUGUUGACAUUAUUAACCAAAUUUUGGACGAUAGGCCGGCUAGCUAGCGGAUGACGCAAAGUGCUGCUAGAUUUAUUAUAGCCUGAGGCUCAGGUAAUACGUCUGGAAACAUUCAAGAUUACAAUUGAGCCAUGAUGGCUUCAGAUGAACGGCCUGUUUCCAUGGUGAUGACAUGCGAUGAUGCGGUGGAGAUGAUGUUCAUGGAUGGAUCAAGGGUUCAGCUCUCCCCGUGUGGGUCCUGCUUCAUUUACGAUCCACCUCCAAGCCAAGCAGUCUCACACCCGUAUCACGAACCAGCACCGGGACCGAGCCAUCCUCUCUAUACUUCUACCAGGACCCAACAGAGGACAUGCUUCGUCACCAGCAGGUGCAGGUCAAAGGUCAAGGAAGCUCUUGAGUUUAGGAACAGGUUUGCUUCGUGUCCUUUCCUCUGUGCCGCAACUACUCAGGGAGAGAUUCCAUUGGAACUGUAUGCUGACAUUACCCUAAUGGAAUGGUCCAACUCUACUGAUAAGUGUACCUUCAACCAGCUCCCCGACCAUUCUCUUGAGCUAACAUCGGUUGACAGCCUUGCAACGAUGGUCCUGUCUCCCAGCGCACAGGACUUCUCGGUCAAAUACCUCUGUAAGCUCAGACCAGAGGGUGAUACGACAACGAACAUCAAGAGAGGGACUGGUCAUCAAGAGAUGCAACAGUUGGAAUUCAGUGAGGACAACCAGGAAAGCCCUGAUAUUAGGUGCCUCCAAAGGACUAGCAUGGGUGACAUGGCACACUGCCAAGACUAUAGGGGUGGAGGACACACCAGUCAGGGUGGACAACCUUUAGCGCCAUACUUUCAAAGUCUUGAUACUGACCCUGUGAGGAAGUCCCAAAGGGUAUCCCCAGAGGAGAGAGUCCCUAUGGAAAGGAGGAGGACGAGGUGCAAGUUCUGGUACACGUGGGUUGUUCAGAACCACUCUGUUGCCCACUGUCCGUGGUAUUGGAGGUACCCUCUAGAUCUGUUGAUGAAUCGCAAGGCAGAUCUCAGGAAAUCAUUGGAUGAGGAUGAAAGUACUCCUUCUCAUUUAGGAUAUGAUGUAACUACAGAUCCUGGCAAUAGGCACGAUGUACCAGAGAAGUUUCUGACCCAUUCCAGUCCAGUUCCGCCCUCCUUACCUCUCCGCUGUGAUCAAAGUCACCUUCACAAGCAUCACUGGAGAUCAGUCAAGCCGGAGCGCCCUCUUGACCAUAGUGGUGAGGCUGAUUCUCUUACCAUGUAUGGGAGAAAGGUCUCUGUUCUUGUCUUAGGAGGAGUGGUUUACAGAUUAUUCUGGAAUCCUAUUCCAUCGAUGGAGAUCUAUCCUGGAAACGGAGACGUGAUCGUGUCUCAUGACGAGAGAGGAUCUUUCUUCAGACUGAUCAAGGUUUGUAGUGACGGCGCCCUCAAGGACCUGAUGAUGUCAGUGUCCAACCCUUCUCCUGACACUCCACAUUCGUCAUACAGCAUCGCUGAUCUUGUGAGAAGGGGUUCCAGACUCCUGCACUGUAUGUUAGUGCACCUGAGGACAUGUGGAGAUGGAGAAGAUCUUUUCUGCUGGAAGAAACUUGAGAAAGGCGAUAUGUCAGGCGACGCAUCAGGGGUCCUUGUUGAAAGGAGCAUCAUACCGGGCCUAGGCCAGCUGGAAGCUUAUAACGAUGGUCUCAUCCGGGGAUAUUUCAAUGAUGCAGUUACCAUGGAAACAAUGUGCGUGAGUCAGGUUCGGUUGAAUGCUGGACCAGUGGACUUGGAG